AUGGGCAAGUUCGCUCUUGCUCUCGGGGCAGCAGCGCUGUUUACCUCGAUUGCGCCCGUCAUCGCAGCGCCAGAACCAGCCACGAUUGGUUUCAAGUUUGAGAAGAAGCGUGUGGCAGCAGCAGAUGCUCCCCACAGAUUGACUCGGCGGCAGACCAUCUCAGUCGGCUUGGACAACGAGAUCCUCCUCUACUUCAUCAAUUGUACAGUCGGCACUCCUCCUCAACCCUUCUCACUCCAAAUCGAUACGGGCUCGUCGGAUAUUUGGUUCCCUGCCGUCCAGGCAGACAUCUGCCAGCAAGAUCCUGACAACUGCCCCUUGGGCACCUACGAUGCCUCCGCGUCCUCGACCUACGUCGAUCCCGACCUACCCGAGUUCCAGAUUCAGUAUGUCGACGGCACACAGAUCGCAGGCGCAUACCUUUCCGAUGUCCUGAAUGUUGGUGGGACACAAUUGACAAACAUGACCAUGGCUGCCGCAUUGCAAGCCAACACUCGAGGCAUCGGCAUCAUGGGCAUUGGGUUUGAAUCCGGCGAGUCGUCGGCCGUGCUCAAUGGCUUCACCUACCCCAACGUCAUCAAUGUCAUGAAGAAUGAGGGCAAGAUCAACACUUUGGCGUACUCGUUAUGGCUGGACGACCUCGACUCGAACACCGGAGUCAUCCUGUUCGGCGGCGUCGACACGAACAAGUAUCACGGCGAUCUGAUCUCUCUGCCCAUCCAGCUGGACGAACAGACUGGCACGAUCAGCUCCUUCACUGUCGCCUGGACUGGUCUGACUGUCCACGGAAGUGGCCAGACCUCUGACUUCUCACCAAGCGACCCCCAGCCUGCCAUUCUUGACUCCGGAACCACCGAUACUCUCCUACCCGAUGACAUUGCCAACAGUAUCUUCAAUGGCGUUGGAGUUUUGACCGAUCCCCAAUUCGGAAACGUUGUCAGGUGCUCGCUCGCCGACGAUGACUUGACCUUCACCUUCACAUUCGGUGGUGAAGGCGGAGCAGUUGUCAAUGUGUCUCUUUCCGAGUUUGUGACUCCUCUGCUCACAACAGACGGCUCCCAACCGACCUUCGACAAUGGCGAUCCCGCCUGCUCAUUCGCCAUUGAAGCCGCCGGCGACAAUCCCAUCCUCUUCGGCGACUCCUUCCUCCGCAGCGCCUACGUCGUCUACGACCUGGAGAACGCCCAAAUCGGUCUCGCUCAAACCAAUUUCGACUCGAGCAAGGCCGACAGCAAAGUCGAGGUGUUCCAGGUCAGCAGCGGCAUUCCUAAUGUCGUGUCGACGGCGUCGGCAGCGACUGUGGCACAGAGUUUUACCGGUAUCCCGCGUAUCACACAGUCGACCGCCACGGCGACCGGCGAACUCGGUGGAGGUACUAGCCGGAGCGCGACCUUCAACUUGACCCCUGCGACGGCGACCAGCACCUCGGGAUCCGGCAGUGGAAGUGGAAGUGACUCGGGUGACUCGAAUGCCGCCAAAGCCAAUUUCCGUGCUGCCUCUAUGGAGACGACCAGCAUUCUGGCUGCUGGUGUCGUGGUCCUUGGCUUCGUCUUUGGUGGCGGCUUGAUGUUGUUCUAG
Messenger RNA from Cladophialophora carrionii CBS 160.54, 1578 nucleotides. RefSeq lists its product as uncharacterized. Lineage: Eukaryota; Fungi; Ascomycota; Eurotiomycetes; Chaetothyriales; Herpotrichiellaceae. The record is from RefSeq and is a predicted model, not a curated record. Gene Ontology annotation, molecular function: aspartic-type endopeptidase activity. Gene Ontology annotation, biological process: proteolysis. The transcript is spliced from 2 exons. The coding region runs from base 1 to 1578 and encodes 525 amino acids.